CCGGCCCGGCCGUGGCUGAGCGGGAGAGCGGCGGCCCCGGCGGACGGAGCCCCGCGGGCACCAUGAGCGGUUCACAGAACAAUGACACUAAAAGACAGUUUCUUCUAGAACGGCUGCUGGAUGCAGUUAAACAGUGUCAAAUACGGUUUGGAGGAAGAAAAGAAAUUGCUUCAGACUCUGAUAGCAGAGUGACUUGUUUGUGUGCUCAGUUUGAAGCUGUGUUGCAGCACGGCCUGAGGAGGAGCCGAGGACUGGCAUUAACAGCAGCAGCAAUCAAACAGGCAGCAGGUUUCUCCAGUAAAACUGAAACAGAGCCAGUGUUCUGGUACUAUGUGAAGGAGGUUCUGAACAGACACGAGCUGCAGCGCUUUUACUCUCUGAGGGCCAUCACCUCGGAUAUUGGCAGAGGCCGGGCCUGGCUGCGCUGUGCACUGAACGAACAUUCCCUGGAAAGAUACGUUCACAUGCUGCUGGCAGACAAGAAUCGACUCAGUGUCUUCUAUGAAGACUGGUCUUUUAUGAUGGAUGAAGAACGUUCCAGUAUGAUCCCUACAAUGGCAGCUGGUCUGAACUCCAUCCUUUUUGCCAUCAACAUUGAUAAUAAGGAUUUAAACGGGCAGAGCAAGUGCACACCCACCGUGUCUGAUUUGUUAAAGGAAUCCACACAAAAUGUAACCUCACUGUUGAAGGAAUCCACGCAGGGCGUGAGCAGCCUCCUGCGGGAGAUCACUGCCUCCUCUGCUGUCUCCAUUCUCAUCAAACCUGACCCAGACACCGACCCCCUUCCUGUUCUGCCCCGGAAUGUAAAUGCUGAUUUGAGAUAUAAAAAAGAUCGAAAAAAGAAGAAGAGAGUGACCAAUAUUAUCUCAUUUGACGAAGAGGAAGAUGAGCAAAAUUUGGGGGAUUCCACAAAGACUCUGAUUACAGGAGAAAGCUCAGAGGAGAGCGUAGACAGAUCCUCAGUCCUUGCAUUGUCCUCAUCUGAAAGCACUCUUGGAAAAAAUUUGAACGGGAAUGAAAGUAACAGUUCGUGGAAGAGCAAUUCAUUGCCUCAUUCUCUCAUGAAUGGAGAGUACGAGUACCAGAAACUGGAUGUGAAGAGCAUUGAUGAUGAAGAUGCAGAUGAGGAUGAGCUGUAUGGAAAAACAUUAGGAAAUAAAGGCACAGAAGGUGAAACUGAAGCUUCUGAAAAGACUCAUGAAAUAGGCACUUGCAACUCUCAGAUAUGCAGUUGGACUCCUCUGCAGGUCCUCAAUGAUGACUCAGAUGUGCUGUUCCCUGUCAGUGCUGUUGGCUCUUACUCCCAAACAGAUAACUUGGAGAACGGAGAGGGGCAUGAACAUGUUGUUCACCCGGUAGAACUGGUUCCCAGAAGAUCUGAUCUCCCUUACAGAGUGGAAGUCAGUCCUCCAGCACAAGUGAAUACUUUAAGCAGUAUGUUGCCUUCAGCCACCGUGCCAGAAUCCAUGACAAUUAAUGAACUUCGUCAAGCUAUCGUGGCCAUGAUGAAUAGGAAGGAUGAACUGGAAGAGCAGAAUAGAUCCCUGCGAAAUCUGCUGGAUGCAGAGAUGGAGCUCUCAGCAGCACUGAGGCAGGAGAUGGACAACUGGAGAAGGAAAGUAGCAGAGCAGGAAGAGCGACAUGCCACCAAAGUCCAGGCCUUGGCACGAGAAAAUGAGGUGCUAAAAGUGCAACUCAAGAAGUAUGUAGGAGCUGUCCAGAUGCUCAGACGAGAAGGUCAAACAGUGGAAGUUCUGCCAAACAUUUGGAGCACUGAUGGUGAAUUUACGAUUCCAGAGCAAAAGCAAGUAGAGAACAACGAGGAACUCGCCAGCUCUUAUGAAAGAAAAUUGAUUGAGGUGGCUGAAAUGCAUGGGGAGCUGAUUGAAUUCAAUGAGAGGCUGCACCGUGCCCUGAUGGCUAAGGAAGCUCUCGUGUCCCAGAUGAGACAAGAACUAAUUGAUUUGAGAGGCCCGGUCCCUGGAGAUUUGAGUCAAACAUCUGAAGAUCAGAGUUUGUCAGAUUUUGAAAUAUCAAAUCGUGCUCUUAUUAAUGUUUGGAUUCCCUCAGUCUUUCUGCGUGGAAAAGCUGCUAAUGCAUUCCAUGUUUAUCAGGUUUAUAUCAGGAUAAAGGAUGAUGAAUGGAAUGUUUAUCGAAGAUAUGCGGAGUUCAGAAGCUUGCAUCAUAAAUUACAGAGUAAAUACCAGCAAGUGAGGACUUUUAACUUUCCACCUAAAAAGGCCAUUGGAAACAAGGAUGCAAAGUUUGUAGAAGAGCGACGCAAGCAGCUACAAAAUUACCUAAGGAACGUAAUGAACAAAAUUAUUCAAACUGUGCCAGAAUUCACAGCCAAUCCCAAAAAAGAGACACUUAUUCAGCUGAUGCCCUUUUUUGUGUAAGUAUCUGUCAAGUACUCAAGAAAAUAUUAAGCUUUUUUCAUCACAAAUAAUUUAAAAUAUAAUGCCAACAUCUCCAAACUCUUUAAAACUGCGGGGUUUUUUAAAUAGAAGUCUUCUGUUCUAAUUGUAAGUGCUUUUUUUAUAUUUAAAGGAAUAUAUGGCAUGUGGAGUAUUUUUUGUUUAUUUAAAUGGUGACUUUGAAUAAAAAUCCCAGUGUAAAGCUUUCAGAAAUAUCUCAGUGACUUCAAAACCUGCAUCUGCCUGCACUCUUCAAACACUAGGUGUCUUCAUUUUCUUUUAUUUGGUCUUUUUUUAGUGUUGUUUUGCUUCUGUUUGUGUGGGCUUUGUAUUGUUUUUAAAUUUAUUUUGGGGACUGAGGGUAGAGUACUAUUAAGGUACUUACUGACCAAAUUAAAAAUUCAAGUUGUUGAACUCUUUCUAGCUGAAUUUUACAAUCUGCUGACUCAUGUUCUGAUUUCAUUAAUGUUAAAGUUGACUGUGUCCUGAUACAGUUUAACACAGUCAUUUGUUAAGAAUCUCAAAAGAAACCCUUAGAUACACAAUCACACAAGGGAUAUAAUCUGGUAAAAUCUUCCCUUUCUGCUUUAAAUAUCGUUCUUUAUGUAUUUGUAAAUGAUAUUUAGAACUAUUUAAGAAAUAAUAUUAAUGAAAAUUUGUUUUUGUAAGUGGUGUUAAAUUUCAUAAUAUUUUGGUUUAAUAGUAUUUUACUAUACACAUCGGCUCUUUGUAAACACAUACAUAAGAACAGGAGGGAUCUUUGGCAACAAGCAUCACAAUUUUUUGCACUUUGCAGUUUCAUAAUUCUCAACACAUUGCACGAAGCAAUGCACUAGAGUGGAUUCAAGAAUAAUCUGUGAUAUGGCAAAGAGGUUCUUUUUGUACCUGUGAAUUAUUUCCUUAGAAUUUUUUCUCAUAUAGUAGAUGUUUCAGCAUUCUCUCUGGGAAUACUAGUGGGAUUCUGGAAAAAUUAAGCUGUUGAGCAAAAUAACUAUAUACCUCAUCUACAGCAGCAGACAAAAUGGCUUUUUAAUGCAUUUUUCUACUGAGAGAUCAGACUCUUCUUCUGCAGCUAGAGCAGCAAUAUUAAAUUAAUACAAAGAACUUUUCUAAGAUGUGCUCCUUCUAUCAUUGUCUGAAAGUAUCAUCAUUUCUAGGCUAUUAUUUGAACUUUGUCCUUUAUUUUCUGCCAUGACCUGGCACUGUUGGUGAUUUAGAAAAGACAUCCAAAAGAAAAUGCAUUUCAGUUCCACUUCAUAUUGCCAACU
Molecule: messenger RNA, 3685 nt
Organism: Lepidothrix coronata (blue-crowned manakin)
Lineage: Eukaryota; Metazoa; Chordata; Aves; Passeriformes; Pipridae
Gene: SNX29
Product: sorting nexin 29
Exons: 20
Coding region: 63-2399 (778 amino acids)
Molecular function (GO): phosphatidylinositol binding
Source: RefSeq, a predicted model, not a curated record